CUGACAAGCAAUAUUGGACAAAGAGGCGUUUAAUUCGUGCCCGCCUCUGCAGACUGCAGCUUCUUCGUUUUUCUCUCUUUCUGCCCAAAUCUCUACAUUCCAACUUUGCGUCACGUUUCUGGACUUGCGUCGAAUGGCGUUGUGCAAACGCGCUUUUCAUUUGUGCUCCAACCAUCGUCUCUGCCUGGCCAAGUAUCGCGACCUCGAUUAUGUUGUCCCUUCUAUGACGUUGCAGAGUAGCAGGCACCUUUCGCAGGCCAUGAACUCCAACCUAAAGCGCGCGUUCCUCGUCGACACACUUGCGCUGGUAAGGGGUUUAGAGGCUAAAGGAGUUCCGUCCAAACAAGCCGAAGCGAUAACUUCUGCAAUCACCCAAGUUCUUAAUGAUAGUUUGGAAAAUGUAGUUAAUUCGUUUGUUUCAAAGAUCGAAAUGCAAAAGUCAGAGGUACUUCAAGAAUCGAGUCUGUCCAAGUUCAAAUCUGAAGUGCAAAGUUCUCAGGAGCAUCAUUUUUCUCUGUUGCAACGUGAGACCGAGAAGCUUCGUGGUGACAUUGAGAAGAUGAGAAGUGAAAUGAGAUACGAGAUUGACAAAGUCACUGCUGGACAACGUCUAGACCUGAAUCUUGAAAGAGGACGCAUACGUGAUGAGCUUGCUAAUCAGAACGCUGAAACCUCCAGUUUGACAAACAAACUCGAUCGGGAAAUUCAUGAAUUAAGAGCCCACGUAGAAGCUGCAAAGUAUGAUGUGAUCAAAUACUGCAUAGGUACUCUUGUUUCCAUAUCUGCAGUGGGUCUCGCUGUAAUCCGCAUCAUAUUAUAGUCUUCCGUAAAUUGAGCGGAGGGUGAAUAGUAUUGUAUUGACGUCUCUGUUUACCUUUUUCUUAGCAAUUUCGUAAAAUUCAAGGAUCACCCAUUUUUAUCCAUUGCUACCACAAGACUAAAGUUUUUUCAAAUUCCACCCUUGACUAAACGUGCAAUACAACCCUACCCACACUCCCAAAACAAAAUGUUAAAUGGUAUAGAAUUCGUUGGUUAGGAUUACUGACCCCAAAAAAAGUUGCUAUUGCUCCGUCCGAUUGGAAACGGGUUAUUGUAUGUUAAACGGAAGGAAUAGAAACUACGUUGUUAUAUACGGAAUGCCAAAGGAUGCACUGUUCCUGAAGGCUUGAUGUUGAAUUUUUUUCUUUUAAAUAUAGUUACUGAUUUCAAUGGUCCUCA
Vigna radiata var. radiata (mung bean) is the source of this 1218-nucleotide messenger RNA. RefSeq names its product protein FMP32, mitochondrial. The coding region runs from base 134 to 820 and encodes 228 amino acids. Lineage: Eukaryota; Viridiplantae; Streptophyta; Magnoliopsida; Fabales; Fabaceae. The transcript is spliced from 7 exons. The record is from RefSeq and is a predicted model, not a curated record. Gene Ontology annotation, cellular component: mitochondrion.